UUAAUGUGCUGUUAGGAGAUUAGUUUGAACGAUUUAAGCGUGCAAACCGCCUCUUCUAAUCGGUGUUGGGUUUAGAUGAACCUGCGUGUGGGAAACUAUCUGCAGAGAUCUAUCUCACGGGCAAAGCAGGCGGAUUCUCCCCUUUUCCACCACUGCAGGCUGGAGGCACGCCUUCCACCUGGCACCGGCCCACCCGAGACAAUGUGGCCCCCAUCUCCUGCGCGGCCGCGUAUUCUCCGCUCUGCGCUGGAAGGCUGAGAGGGCGGCAUCUCGCAGCGCCCGCUCCCCGCCGCUCGAAGGAUCCGAGCCUCCGGGGGAGCCCCUCUUCCCGCCUCCCCGGGCCGUGACCGGAGAAGGUGGGGGGGGGAAAAGAGAGGCGGGGGCAGCGCCGUGUCCGUGGGCCGCUCCCACACCCCGCGCCAGCGGCGACGGGGGGGCCGAGCCUCGAGGCUGCGAGAGGCCGCCCCGCCCCCGCCGCGCUUUAAAAGCCUUCCCGGCGCUCAGUUCCGCGGCCGCGGAGAGGCGCGCUGUGAAAAGAUCAAGAAGCAACAGUCAAGAUCAGAAGGGAAAAGAAUACCAAAACGCAGUUUCGCAUAAAAGCCUACGAUCGACAAACAAUUGCAUCACUUGCCUUUGAUAGUCUUUUGCAAUAAAACUGCUUUGUAGUGCAUGACAUCUUCUGUUAAAUCCGCACGAAUAGAGCGCUGAAGGACCGAAGUAAACGGAACCUGUGCAGCUGUGUUCUUCGAGAAGGACAGAAGACCGUUUGAACCAUGGCAAGCCAGGCGUUUUCCCCAGAGGCUGCUUUCCCUCAUGGGAGGCGGAGGGAGAAAUGGGACCCCAGGCUUCUUUCAAGGGCAAGGACUUGAUGGCGAAAAAAAGAGAAUGUCUUCAGGCCUACAGCUGGUGGAGAACACCACAGAAGAAACGGAAGAAAAAGAACAAAAUAAAACCAGGAAGAAUAGAGUUUGUCCCUAGUAGUAGUUCUGCCAGACCAGAUUAUUCAAUAUUUGUUGGGGAGCUUACUCCAGAAGUGGAUGAUUUCCAGCUCUAUGACUAUUUCCUAAAGAGGUACCCCUCUUGUAUUGACUGCAAAAUAGCAACAGACCUGCUGGGAUAUUCCAGACUGAAAGCAGAAUUCCAGCGGUACCAGUCGUACAACUAUAAUGAUUAUUACCAAGAUUAUCAGAACUACUACUCACAGUGGGGUUAUGAUCCUUAUGCUGACUACAACUACAGCUCUUAUGCUCCCUAUGAUAGCAUGCAAACUGUUGGAGAUUGCUCUUUAGGAGAUGCAGUUAUGGCUCCAGCUGUUUUUGAGGAAACUUCAGCUAUGACUGAAAUCAAUGAUGAUCUAAUAACUGAAGAUCCACAGCUUUACUUGGAUGUUGAUGAAAUGAACAGACAAUUUAUGGAGACAAGUGAAGAACUCUACGAUUCCCUCAUGAAUUGUCACUGGCAACCUCUGGAUACGGUCACUUCUGACAUCCCCUCAGCUAUUUAAGUGUCUUAUAUAGCAUGACCGUUAUGACCAAGGUGCUAAAAUUACAUUUCUUCUACAUUACUCUAGAUCAUAAGUUUUAAAGCACAAUGAUAGGUUGGUUUUUUUUUUGCUAUGCUUUUGACAGUUUCUGUAAUUUUUUUUUUUGUUCAUCACUCAACUUGGAGCAUCUUGAAAUCAUGUAAAUAUUCUAGAAAUGUAAAGAGUUCAAUGGGGUCUAAAGAUAGACUUGCCUGUGUAAAUAAAAUUUUGUUUCUGCAAACCUGCCAGCAAGGGAUUUUACUUACAUACAUGAAGCAUAUUCUCUUCUGGCUUGUGGAAUUUAGCUGGAGGCAGUAGGGGUAUUUCACCUGUCCUUGUUUUGGUAUGGGCAUCAAGACACGAGCAAAAGCUAACGCUCCCAUAUUUCCAGGUUACCUAGGCAAUCUUUUACAAGCUCUUAACAUGCUUGCUUAGGUUAUGUGUGUAUUUGAGAGACACUCCCAGGGUUUGCUAUGGGAAGGCUUGGGCCCACUCUUUCUCUUGCAGCCUGCUGGCGCUAAGUGUACUACUGUUCAUCUGCUAGGUCAGUUAGAAUUGCUUUAUCAGUACAGUAUUUUAAAUAGAAGGGCAAACUUCCAGCUGCCAUAGCUGCAAACAUUCCAAAGACUAAGGAUGAUCCCUACUGACAAUUCUAUUCCUGUUCUUUGUAUUGUUAGUCUUCUCAACUGACACUUUACAGCAAAGAAACUGGUGUAAUGUAAUACAUGUUCUUAAACCUGAAAAUAACUUUCUGGUUUAAAAGAAGAAAAAUAACCCAUUUGGAAUAAAAAAAAAAAAUCCAAGUAACAACUCUUCAACCAUGUUGCAGCCUGUCUUAAACAUCUCUAAUUUGUUCAGUGUUCAUGCUCAGGUGUUUUGUAGUGUCAAGGCUAUAAAAUUUUAGUAGGAUGAGUUUUUAGUAGUCAAGGAGGUUAGGGGAGACAGCAAUGAGGAAAGUUCUGCUUUAAGCUAGCAACUUCCGAGUGGCUUCCUCUAAACUGUUUUCAUCUUGAAAGACAGGAACUAUUUUCCAGUCAUAAGGACUACUUAUGCAAAAGUAUUGACUAAUUAAUGUACAUAAUGAUAAAAUAAGAAUACUCUUCCAAGAAAAAAGGUAGCAGAUAUUAUCAUAGCUGAUGGCUGUGGAAGCUACUAAAGCUAGUCAAGACACUUUUGUACUGCCAUGUGUAUUUUGGGGGCAAUCUAAACCAUAAUUGCUGUGAUGGCAGAUGAGAAUAAGCUUCUCUGGCCUUCUUAUGACUUAAUGUAGUGAAAGUGGUGGACAUAACCUAUAUGUGCAGAUGUACAUGUAGGAAGAGACAAAGCAAAAAAACCUCGUCUAGGCAGGGGGAGUAGUAUCACAGUUUUAGCCACUGUUUCCCUGCUUUGGGGAGAGCUAGUUGCAAUGUAUCUGGGAACAGGUUUCAUGGGUGAACGUUUUCCUUGUGUGAACUGGUGAGUCUUUGGAGGGUGAUGGUAGGGAGGUUGUUACAGGAAUGUGGCAGGAAGUGGAAUAAAUGAAGCAAAGAAUCUGGGUGGGAAAGGAGGUGCAUGUGUGAAUGUAUAAAAUUGUUUCAGGGGACUGCGGUAGGGAGGAAACUCAAGAUAGUAGAUGCAGGCCCCUUGAGUUUGGGAAUGUUAAAGCUUCAAAAGCUCCCAGGAUUUGUAUGCCACUUCAGUUGCAGUGCAUAGCUGUGAUGCCUGAGCUUGGCAGUACAAACUGGUCUGUGAAGCAAAGGAUUUCUGUAUCUAAUGAUCGGCAAGACAGCUUCCAGGUCUGUGCCUGAGUUAUAUCCUUCUUUGGAGUGGCUUGCGUAGCAUCACUUAACACUGUGCUUAAGCUGCAGCAAGUAAUUUGUAGAUCCUUUUAUUGUGUUAUCAGUUAAAAAUGUGAUGCUAAGGAUGUGUGUUUGGCUCAGCAGAAAUGUUAGGGAGCAUCUGUGCUGAUUUGUGGCAUUUGGGAGGUUGAUCUACGUGUGAGCUGUGUAACGAGGGGCCCACGUAGCUCUGUGAUUUCACUAAGUCUGACACUGUAUUGCCACAGUACAUAAACCUCUAAAGGCACAGUCUGUAGCCACUCCAUUUAUGCAGAUUUUGCCUGUUAACAAGGUCUCUACAAUUUGCAUUAGAGACUGUUUUCAGACAUGCAUGCGCCUUCUGCGCUGGACUGUAAAGUACCCACAGAGUGAAAAUACUGUUUAUAUAAUUCAGUGAAAGAGGUUGGUUGGGCCAUCAGUUCCCUAAACUUAAGAAAUGUUGGGGGUGUAUGUACCUCCAGCCAACGUACAAGAGAAAUGAGGUGAGGAAGAGAGUCUGUUGGGAGCAGCUCAUGUGAUACUGUUCUGAAAUAGUGCUCUGACCUCUUUUUCUGUCUCCUGAGCCUUACUAGCCUACUCCUCUUUCCAGUUUGGAGUGCAAACAUGGGAUCAAGAUUGUGUGCGCAGUGCACGUUCUUUACUGUAAAGGCACACUGAGUGUGAAACUUCUUCCUGUAUCAGUGUGCUACCCAUGAACCCCAAAUACAGGAAAAAGUGAGUGCAUCAGAACUGUCAGAAGGCAUUGCCUAGACAUUUUACUGAGUAAACUUACAGGUGUUCUAGUUGCCUGUGUUGGCUAGUUUACACAAAGAUCUGAACAUAUUGUAGAGGUGCCUGCCAUCAGUUCUACAAAGAUCUGAUUGCACUGGGAGCAUUUAAAAAAAAAAAGUCUUAGGAGCAACUUUCUCAACACCACGCUAUUUCACUUCUUCCAGUUGUGUUUUGUGUCUGGUUUACCCAGCUAAAAUGUGGUGUUUUUUUUUUUUCUUUUGCCUAAGCUUGAUGAAGGUUUUUUUUUUUCUUUUUUUGCAAGAAUAUCUAGUAUUGUUUUUAUAAACUCUUUAUUGCACCUAGCUGCAAUAGAUAGUGCCUUUACUCAAAACCUGCUAAUUUCUUCGAGUAGUGUUUUUGUUUUCUGUCACUUCUCUGAACAGAAAGGCUUUAGUACGAUGGUUUGAGGGGCUACUACUCCUGCAGUCAGUGAACAGGGAAGAAGGAAACAGGCCAGAAAGGGUAGAGAGUACUUAGAAGGGUACAAAAAGGUUAAAUGGUACUUAAGCCGUGAAUGUUUCUUUUUGCAGGGAUGCUCUUGGACCAACAGCUUCUUUCUAGCGCUACCUCAAAGUAACUUGCAGAUAUAACUCACAGGGAAGAUUGAUCAAAUGGUGAUGAUCCCUAUCAUUCUGCUGGAUAUAUAUAUAUUUGCCUUUUGUUUUGUCUCAUUUUUAAUAACAUUUAUUUAACUUCAGUGACUCAUGUCAAUAGAUAUUGUUUGACUACAUCAACAAGUAUUUCUGAGUCAUGAGUGUCAUUAAAGGCAUGUCACCAUAUGGAAAUUGUUCUAAAUAAGUAAGUAAAUAAAGCAGCACUUGAAUUUACAGAGCAAA
This is a messenger RNA of Tyto alba (common barn owl), 4946 nucleotides long. RefSeq names its product tRNA selenocysteine 1-associated protein 1. Lineage: Eukaryota; Metazoa; Chordata; Aves; Strigiformes; Tytonidae. The record is from RefSeq and is a predicted model, not a curated record. The transcript has 9 exons. Bases 833 to 1504 code for a protein of 223 amino acids. Gene Ontology annotation, molecular function: RNA binding.